AUGUUUGCGGAGACGACCACUAAAGCAACUCGCCCUCCAAUCACCACCACCACCACCGUUCUUCCCACAACAAUCGCGACUUUUAGAAGCUGGUGCAACGAUCAGAUUGGUGCCAUUCAAAUCGCUGCUGGAUGUCCGUUCACAGUCAAAGAAAAGUCUUGGGAUGGGAUCGCAGGCUCAAUCAUCACCUGGAUCAUCACCUUCAUUCUUCUUUUAGCUAUCGGCUAUUUCGCCGGUCGUUCUUGCUUCCGGUGCCUCAGCCAGGCAUGUCGCAAGAAGGGCAAAGCAUCACUGGUCAAUCGGAUUGGUGAGAACGGGAUGUCCGUGCCA
Molecule: messenger RNA, 330 nt
Organism: Mesorhabditis belari
Lineage: Eukaryota; Metazoa; Nematoda; Chromadorea; Rhabditida; Rhabditidae
Source: the annotation of a GenBank genome assembly